CAAAAGGAAAGCAAAACAUUUCUCUCUCUGUUUGCACUUCAUGGGGAUGUGUUCAAGGCAGGAGCGGAUACAGACAGACAUAGACAGCGUACUCCAGAGGUGCAAGGCGGACAAGGACUGCCUGUUUUCCGAUUUCAGAUAUUCCGAUUCCACAUUCACCUAUACAUAUACAAGAGGUUCGAAGAGGGUGUCUUAUUCAGUUCACGUCUCCGAGGAUUAUCCAGACAAUACAUAUGUGUCAAAUUCAGAGAAUGAUGAUGAUGUGCUAGUCACAAGGGACCCCAUUCCAGUAAUUUUCCAAAGAAUAGCAACAGAAUUAAGGUUCAAUAAUGAUGCCACAAGUUGCCUGUCAAUCAGAACAAAGCUGCACAAUGAGAGGUGCCAGGAGACCAGGCAUACUUGCACAAUAGAGGAGGAUUCAGAAGGAGACAAUGAUUCAGAAGAAUUUUAUUAUGUUGGUCAGGGAAACUAUGAUGGCGAACUUCAUAAACACCCACAGCUUGAAGCUGACCUGGCAGCCGUGAGAGAGAUCUAUGGACCUGGCGCAGUAUCCCUCAGGGAAUAUGGUGCAAUUGAUGACGUGGACAUCGACUUGCACAUUGAUGUCAGCUUUCUCGAUGAGGAGAUUGCUAUUGCAUGGGAUGUUAUUCGCACAGAACCUGUGAUCGUGCGACUGCAUUGCUCUCUCACGCAGUAUUUAAAUGGCCCAGUUCCAACGGUUGAUGUUUUCCAAACAUCGACAAAGGAUCGGUUUGGAUUGGGGCAUCAAUUGAAAAAAAUAAUGCAGACUUUUGUUACACACCAGUGGAAGCAGAACAGCAAGGAGAAACUCAACUGUCCCCAUGGCAAAAAGAUUAGUGAGAAGAAGGUGAAAUCCCCGCUGCACAUUUUUUCAUCUUUGCGCAGGUCGCCAAGUUAUCCUCCACCUGGAUGUGGCAAAAGCAAAUCAAAACUGAAACCAGAACAAGAUGGGAUUCCCAAGUCGCAGAAACUGCUAAAGAGGAACUGUUCCAAUACUGGGAAGGUGGAAGAUGGUUGUGAUUCCAAACCUCACAAACCUCUAGGCCGUUCUUUUUCCAGUGAUCCCAGAACUGAUCAGUCAAAGCCACAUAAACUUUUAAGUCGAUCAUGUUCUGCCACCAUGAGGCUGGAUGAAAAUCUUCCUUUGAAGUCCCACAAAUUAUUGAGCAGGACAUGUUCGGGUGACACCAGAUGUGAGCACAACAGUGCACCCAAGCCGCAUAAACUGCUGAGCAAGUCUUGUUCCAGCACUCUGAAGACAGAAGACACAGAUGGACUGAAACACCACAAACUGCUGAGCAGGUCCUACUCCAGCAAUGCCAAAGUGGGUAAAACAGAGCUGUGCAAAGAGCCCACUUCUGAGGGUAGAAGACUCUCACUUACCUCAGGUCUCAUUGGCAUAUUAGCACCUUCCUCUUCAUCACAGCCCACAUCUGGCUUUAAUGUGAAAACACUAGUAUCAAGGGAGCAUGGGUUUCUUGUGCAGACCAUAGAAUACGCAGAGCAGCGGAUACCAGUCCUCAAUGAAUACUGCGUGGUGUGUGAUGAGCCUCAUGUCUUUCAGAAUGGACCAAUGCUCCGACCCACUGUAUGUGAACGGGAGCUGUGCGUUUUUGCCUUCCAGACUUUGGGAGUAAUGAAUGAAGCUGCAGAUGAAAUAGCAACAGGAGCCCAGGUGGUGGAUUUGUUGGUGUCUAUGUGCCGAUCUGCUUUGGAGUCUCCAAGAAAAGUGGUCAUUUUUGAGCCAUAUCCAUCUGUGGUGGACCCACUUGAUCAUCGCAGCUUGGCAUUUAACCCAAGGAAAAAAGAUUACGAACGGUUAGUUAAAGCACUGGACAGCAUAACAUCCAUCAGGGAAAUGACCCAGGCACCAUACUUGGAAAUCAAGAAACAGAUGGACAAGCAGGAUCCGCUGGCACACCCCCUGUUACAAUGGAUUAUUUCCAGUAACAGAUCCCACAUUGUAAAAUUACCUGCAAAUAGGCAAUUAAAGUUCAUGCACACGCCACACCAGUUCCUGCUCCUCAGCAGUCCACCGGCCAAAGAAUCCAAUUUCAGGGCAGCAAAGAAACUUUAUGGGAGCACUUUUGCAUUUCAUGGCUCACAUAUAGAGAACUGGCACUCCAUUUUAAGGAAUGGUUUAAUCGUUGCAUCUAACACACGAUUACAGCUACAUGGAGCAGUGUAUGGGAAUGGCAUUUAUCUUAGUCCAUUGUCAAGUAUUUCUUUUGGUUACUCAGGGAUGAAUAAAAAGCAGCAGAAGGUGGCAACCAAGGAUGAACAGCCUUCAAACAAUAAAGCAGCCACUUUACAGUCACAGAAAAAAGGACAGCAACCCCAGUUUUUGCAGAGUCGUAACCUGAAGUGUAUAGCCUUAUGUGAAGUGAUUACUUCACCAGAUUUGCACAAACACGGAGAAAUUUGGGUAGUUCCACAAACAGAUCACGUCUGCACAAGAUUCUUCUUUGUAUAUGAAGAUGGCCAAGUGGGUGAUAUCAGUACAAAUACACAGGAUGCCAGCAUUCAUAAAGAAAUUCUUCGGGUCAUUGGAAACCAGACAGCAACAGGUUAAAAGAAUCACACAUCAUCACUGACUGGAUCAGAAUGCCUUUUCUGGCUUUUAAGCUGCAGUGCAGUUUUGAACUAAAAUAUUAACAACCUAAUUUCAAAUGCACACAAUGUUAAAAUUUAAAUAACGCACUUUAAUUUCAAGAUUUCUUAUUUGAACCUAACAUUUUAGUAAUGCCAAUUCCGAAGUAUUGUCAAACAUCAAGUUGGCAUUGUUGCGAUGGUUUUUCCUGGAAAAGAUGUACAGUAUUGUGUAUUGGCCCUGAUUUUAUUCAGCUUUGGCAACGGUGGAAGAUUGAGCAUGAAAUUGGUGCGUUAUGACUGGGUUAUAUUCUGGUGCUGAUUAGUUAAAUCAUGAAUUUUAGCAGUGUGGAACUGUGUAGAAUCUGCAAUGAGUGAUACAUAUGGGAUUGUGCCCCAUUGUAUCUCUAAGAUGCCAUGUAGGAAUGCCGAGGAGGAAAACCCUGCCUCAGGCAUCAAAUGAAUCAAGGAGCUGUUUCCUUCCACGUUUAUCAAUUGUUCCUCUUUACUCAUAAAGACCACAUAGUUUUAGGAAUGUUGAUAUAAUCCUGUCCCAUUAGGAACAGGAACUGUUUUUUUUUAAAAGUCAGUCUGUCCUAUACCAGCCAAACCAUAGUUUUAUUUAUGUUUUGAAAAAAAUUAUAAUUGUGAAGACAAAAAGAAAUAUAAAAAAAUACUGCCUGGGGUGCUUUGAUUGCAGGCCUUAGUGAAGAACCCCCCCCCCCCCCCAAAGCACCAUAAUGAUGCCAACUUUUUAUAUAACAAAGAGCCUUUUUUUAAAAAGAAACUCUUGGUGGUGAUGGAUAUCGGUGCUGGCAGCCACUACAGGUUCCUUUUAGACCAGAAUAAAAAUAAUAAAAAUGCCAGAGCCUUGAGAAAUGGUACUCCGAAAUGUACAUUUUUUAAAUAGAAGUGUAGUGCAGGAUUUUAGCAUAUUGAGACAAUAAAGGAUAGUCAUUUUGAUAUCUGGACUGGUUCAAAAAUAGAAUACUGUUCUUUUCUAUAAAAGUGGCACAUUUAUGUUUAAAAUAACAAUUGAUCUUCAACUAAAAUAAGGAAGUCACUUUACUGCUGAGCAUUGUAUCUGGUUGAAGUUUUUCUUUACAGACAGCAUCUAAUUUCUGGAUAGAAUUGAUCCAUCCAAUAUUUACUCUGAAACCUUUUAAUUCUGUCCAUUUUGAACUCCCUACUAAUAAGGUUUUUAUGUGAAGGGUUGCUAGACUUUGGCAUAUUAUUUCAAAAGAAGAAAGAAAAGAUUUUAGUAACUAUUUUGUUCCAAUAUUAUAUAAUCUUUGCUUAAAGCAUGUGGAAGUGACCACAUGAUAUUAAGUUGCUGAUGUCAUUGUUACAUGACAAAUACUUGUCUAUUGUUUGGAAAAUUUAAUUUUGCAAUUAAAGUUAGUAAUAUUGGGUAUUUUAUUUGCAGCAGAAUCCCCUCUAAAAUGUGCGAUUUUACAAGGAUAAAAUAAUUUUAUUCUCAGCUUUAUUUCAAAAGUAGCUUAGAAAGUUUGGUUUUUAUGUGUCACUUGUUGAAUUGUGGAGGAGUCCACUUUGGAGAAAGUUAUACAGCCCAUGUUGUUAUGUAUGUUACCAUUGUGCAGAUAGGGGAGCAGUAGCUCGAAAAUAACAUUGCAAUAUCUGUACUUUUCAUAAAGCUCUUGAAAGUUACAGACUUAAAUCUAGAUACAAGCACAAAACACUUUACAAUGCUUAUUCCACUCUUCUGUAUCAGAUACAAUUAAAAUCAGCAUUCAAUUUGAAACUCUUUAAUUACAAAGAGUUUAGAAAUGCAACUUUUCGGACAGAUCAACUGGUUUCAUUCUUAUUUGCUCUUUCACAUUAUAUUGAUGGUACUGAUUUCAGCUUAAAAUAAUAAAAAUUAAAAUAUCAGGUAUGAAAAAAGUUUACAAAUCAAACUUUCUUUGGACUUGUUUGAAAUAUAGGAAUUACUUCUUUUGAAAUAUACUUUACACUAUUAUUGUAUAUAACAUUUCUUAUGUAUCAGUUAAAAGAAUCAUUUCUGUAACACAUUUUGGUGUUGAAAGAUGCAGAUUGUAAGCACGUUUGUAACAAGGUAUGCAAUGUGAACUAAUUCUUCAAAAUAGGUAUCAAGAUUUUCAACAUAUGUCCAUUUAUACUUAUUUGACAAAUUUGUGAAGGUUUGAUUAAACCUCUCAUUUUUGUCAUUUGAUGUGACACCACACCAGAUUUCACUUAUAAAGUAUAGUUUAUACUGUCCUUUUAAAUAAUAUUUCUGUUCUGCAUUUUAGUAUCUUUCACCAAAUCACAGCUUUUUUUCACAUUUUCCCCUACUUAUUUUUUGGUGUAAUAUCAAACCUGCAUUACAGCACGGUCUAGAUAUCCACACACUGCAGCAUACAGGUUCUCAGUCAGGAUUUGAGGAUUACUAUUCAGGUAAUCAGCAUUGUAUAUUUAAAUUUGUUCAUGAAAAUAACCAGAGGUUGCACAGGUUUACAUUGAAAAGGUUAAAAUUAUGAGUUUCAGUGAUUCUUAUUUGGAGUAAAUUCAAUUCCAGGGUAAAAAUCUAUUAAUAGAUCAAGAUCAAUGGAAAGAAAAAUUAGGGAGGAUGUAUAAUGGGAGCUAAAUUGUUAAUAGUGGUUCUGCGACCCAACACCGCACCCCCCUCCCCCCCCCCCCACUCAAAGUGAAUUUUUAUACCAUAAUGUUUUCUUUGCAUUGUAAUCAGUGUUUCUCUCCACCCCCACCACCACCUCCCCCUACCCCCCGCAAAGUAUGACAAAAUGUUGGUUCUAAUAUAGAGUAGCAUGAGCAGAAUAUGCCUAUUUUCAUUCCAUGGGUCAUUAUGGUGAAGUAAACAGUGUUUUUUGACUGGCGUUUUUAUUUCAUACCUCACAGUAAUAACAAAGUGGUUAAUUUCCCUUGAAAGUAUAUUUCUUAACCAUUGAAAUAAAUGGUGAAAACGCUCUCCUCAUUGAUGUAAAUCACAAUUAUCAGCAGGCCAUGUUUGGUACCUGAGCCAUAUAAAAUAAAAAGGCACAUGGGAUACGUUUGCUUGCUUUAAUACUUCUAAUGACAUUGCCCAGUAUAACAGUGGAGUCCAUAUUAUAACACACUAGAGAUGCAUUCCUUUUUGUGUUUGUAAAAGGCCUUUCAGUUAUGAGCACCACAUAUGUGAAUGGGUAAUGGAGGUCUUUUGCAAGCAAAGCACAAACCCCAACACAUUGACAGUACUUGAUUGCAUAAAUUAUUAAGGAGAUGUCCUUUGAGAUAGAUUUUUGGAAUGUGUCCCGUGCAGUAGGUUAGCUAUAUGAAUAAUUUUAACAACAUUUGCUAUUAUAAGCCGAGUAUUUGAACACAUAUGGAAGGAAUGCUGCAUUAUUGGAAGUACCAUCAAUCAGAUGAAAUUUAAAAUGAAGGCUCUAUCUGCCUGUCCUUUAAAUGUAAAUAGGUGCAAAACAUUCCAUAUUAUAAGAAAAGUCAUGAUUUCUCCAAGCUCCAGAGAAAGCAGUCCUCCCUCUAAAACACUAUCAAAGCACAUUGGGUCUGAUAAUGCUGGGUGUGAUCUGCAGUUUCAUUCAGAACUACAAGCAUUAGUCAUUCAAACUGAAGUCAGUCCCAGGCUUGUGCACACAUCCUAUGAAACACACAGAUCUGGGACUUACUAACAGAGUUGUGGAAACAAAUCAGUCAACUUGCCUCACUAAUGGUAUAAUGGAAGGGUCCAUCGACGGAGCACUGGAUCAGAAACCCCACUGGUUUCAUUACGAUUUACAGAAAACAGAAUUAGGAGGUUAAAUGGGAAGAAAAACUCAUUUUCUAAAAAAAUUAUAGUAAUUUCUUUUGAUUAUUUUAAGUGCUUUUGAAUUUGUUAAUUAUUUUAAUUUUCUGUUAUAAUUCAAUUCUAGUAUUUUAUAAAUAUCAGAAUGUCAAAGCAUGCAUGAAUUAUUAACAUAUCUUAUCCAUUUUAUAGCAGGAAAACUGAUCCCAUCCUUGCCAACCAUCGGGCGUUUUGAGGCAUUGCUUGACACUAUGCUGCCCACAGUCCAGGCACCAUCUAGAUCAUAUGUAUCUAGGGUGCAGAGGGCCAUCAUGAUAGGCCCUCCUCUUUGGGACGCAAGAACCAUAGGCAGCAAUCCCAGACCAGUACAAUUCAGCCCAUUAACUCAUGGAUUUCAUUCGCCAUAAGUGGAAUCUCACUGUCCUUACAUUGGUUGUCACCCUUGCCUAUGUUAUAGUCUCUGCAUUUCAAAAGCAAUUAUAUGGUGGUGAAAUGUUUAAAAUUACAUCUGCAAGAUAUAAAGCCACAUGAAUACAAGUACAAUUCUUAUAAAAGUGCCUCAUUAUACCGUCACAUAAGCACAGAAACAAGCCCUUUGGCCCACCACAUCCAUGGCAACCAUGAAGCACCCACGAAGCACCCACAUCCACUUAUCCCACUUUUCCUCCUGCAUUGCUCUGAACUCCUCCCCAACCACUCCUGCCCCCUCCACCACAACCAAUUCUUUGGCAUCCAUCUACACUAGGGGCAAUAUACAGGGCCAAUUAACCUACCAAUCACCAUGUCUUUGGGAUGUGGGAGGAAACUGGAGCAUCCAAUGGAAACCGGAGCAUCCAAUGGAAACCACGAGGAGAACAUGCAAAUUCCACGUAGACAGCAUCCAUGCUCAGGAUCAAAGCUGGGUCUCUAACCACUAAGCUACUGUGCCAACCAUGUUGAAAUUUCUCAAUGAAUUUCAAUAUCAUACCUUCCCCCCACCCCCAAAAAUGAGAGCCUGUCUUAAGUAGAAAACCUAGAUUGUAAAAUCUUGAUUGCCUAGCUGAGCACCAAGCAAGUACCUGACACGUAUCUAGGUUUUUGAUCAUGACUUUGUGAAACAUCAAGAGAGCAUCCAGCGAAAAAGGAUGAACAGAAGCCUCUGCCCAAGUUAGACCAAAUAAACCUUUGUCCUCACAAGUGAAAACGGUGCAUUGUGCCCUCCAGUACAUCCUUUGUUCCUAAUAAGGACCAUGUAAGCAGUGAUUUUCCAACCAUGUUGACAGAGAAACUGUCUCCAAUCAAGAGUUCAGUUUAAACAUUUUGCCAUUUGUUGUGCACAAUAUUCCUACAGGUUAUGAUUGAAAAUGCACACAAAACCUGCUGGAAUUUCUAUGACAUGCUCUUGGUGGGCUGUGCUCCUCAUCAAGAACACAAUGUUAAAAGUAAUACCCAGUGUUCCCUAUGUGUAUUUUCUUUCUGAUGAUAAAUUCAAGAGCAGAUUAUGGGAGAAGUCACAGGCAGGAAACUACAUUUUCCUAUUUCAUUGUAUAUGCUUCCAGACAUAAUGCAUUUCAAAAGCAUUUGCUUGGAGCAAUUCUAAUAAGUACAGAGUCAAGGCUAGAGUUCACAUACUUGUGGGAAAGAUCUUUUUUCACCAGUUUAUUCUUAAUUCUCCAUCAUACCUGGCCUUAUAAAUGUGGUGAAUUUUACUUUUGGAGAAUAGUGAUGAUGGUAAACUAAAAAAAAACUUGAUUCAGAACAGUUUGUGACCACAAGUCCAUCUUUUGAAAUAGUAUGGAUUUCCUGAACUUUAUUCUUUAUGAUAGUGUGGCAUUUUGCAAACAUAUUGAAGCCAAACAUCCAUGGCUGUUCUGACACACUGCACUCAAUUUUGAUGAGAUUCUGGUGGAAAUUCAGGAAUCUACAUCAUUCCCUAAUUAUUUGAGACCAGAUUUGCACCUGUUCCAAUUUAGGUCAACCACGUCAUAGAGUUUGUCAUUUGGUGGAAGUAACUCCAGGGCUGUCCUGGGUUAGCUGAAAAAUAGAAAUGGGUUCUCAAGUCAAUAGGAGCAUCUUAGCUGUUAGUUAUUCCAUACCCUAGUACGGAUGUCUUUGGGGCAGAGAGGGAGAGUCAGUGCCUGGAUGUCUUGGCCUAUGGAUUUUUGCCUCAACUUGCAAAUAGUUUUUUUGCCAUCAUUUUAUUUUGCAGAGGUCUGUUUAAAGACCCAUUGUUGUGUUUUGAGAUAUCUCUGAGAAAUCCUACUAAUGCAUCCCUCCCCAUCCACACAGAGCAGAUUGCACUAGAGCUUGCCCAUUUUUAUGGACACCCAGGAUAGAAUCCUGUACAUGUGGCCAUACUUUGGUCACAAACAUGGUCUGAAAACAUAUGACAAAGUGCAUACUACAGUGUCUACUCUCUACACAUAAAGUAGUAGCCACUGGUGGAGGGGAGAACUUCCCACCCAAGUAAACAGGUGUACCGUAAGAUUUCUCUACCCUGAAAGAUUGCUUUCAUAGCCAUGUUUUGCUUGCUGCUCUUGUGCUCUACACUGCAUGGGCAAACUGUAAUUGCAACAUAAGAGUUUAAGGACAUAUGUUUGGCCUACAAGCAGUGUUCCAUUACAUUUUGCUGUAGGACACAACCUAAUUAAAUGUUAGCAUGAGCAGUGCAGUACAUUUUAUUUAAAAUAUAUAUUUAUGGUAUAGUUGCUAAGAAAAUAUAUUUUUACAAAACUAUUUGGAUUUAAUGAUGUACAAUGUCAAAUUGUCUUAUCACUAAAGUUAUAAUUCUAAUUUUAUCAGUUGAUUGUGUUUUUUCGUACCAGUUUGAGCUCCUACAGGUCUGCUUUCACUCUCUGGUAUUACGACAUGGUGUUAAGGGUGUGUUGUUCAAGUGACUAGUGUGUUAGAAGUGUAGAUCCUGCAGCAGCUACUAGUCAGGGCUGACUUUCUGUCCCAGUAUUACUGUAGUUUGAUAACUUAGUUCUUUAUGAAAUGGUGAAAGCCUGCUAUUACAAAAUAAGGUCUGAGGGCAUAAUAUUUGCCUAUCAGUCUAUUGCUUUCAGUGGUUUGUAAUUAACUCAAAAACACUUGGGAGGGUGAAAUUUGUUUUUGGCAGAAGUGCAAGACAAAUGAUUACAAGUUGGCAGCCAGUUGUAAACCCUGCCCAAUUUUGUUUCCCAUUAUGGGGUCAGGCAGAAUGUUAAAGUCUGCUGAAUUGUUAUCACACUGUUCUACUCAAUUGCCAAACCAGGGUUUUACCCCCUGGUAUUUUAGACUUGAUCGAAUUGAAUGGUGGGACUGGUUUGAAUGACUGAAUGGCCUACUACUGUUUUUGUUAUUAAUUGAGCUAUACUCACUCAUGAUGUUAGAAGCAAGCCUAUCUUUUACUUACCAAUGAAUUACCCAGUGAGUGAAGCACGUGCUCAGGAAUGUACUACUAUUCCAUAUUAAGACUAGAAGCUGCCGUGCUAUCAACAAUUUCAAGUAAGUGUGUUUGGGAAAAGAGCAAGGAAGUGACCUGCAUAUCUAUUGUGUACAAAGUGUUGCAAGUUUGGGUUUAUUUGCAUUUGAAAUUAAAAUAAUUCCCUCAGUGACAAUGGAAUAUGAAAGGUAUUAAGACACAACUAAUUUGAACUGAUCCAAAUGAAGAAAAAUCAGAGAAACCAUCAGUGAAUCCUGCAAAAAAAUGUUGACAAUUAAUCAUCUUGCCUUAAUUACAGAGAGUGGGUAUUAUGGUAAUUAAUGCAUGUGUAGAAGUAGAAAAAUAUCCUAGAGCUAAUGUUGCUCUGAAAAUUAUACUGAUGAAGAACACAACUUUGUUUUAUUUGUCUCAUUUCUUAUACCAGGUUUUCAAGGAAACUUAUGAUGGUCAGCAUCCAAAACAGAGGGACACAGUAACAUUUUUAAGGCCCUUUAUCAAAAUGUUAGAGAUACACAUGAAACACUAACCAUUCUUUCCCUCAUUUUUAUCCCUAUCAUUUGUCAUCUUUUGAGGUGAAAUUGGCCUUUGGUAGAAACAUAAAUUGAGUGACUGGAAAUUGGCAGCUCAUUUACACCAUAUAAAGACAGAAAAUGCUGAAAAUAUCCAUCAAGACAGGCAGCAUCUAUGAAGCAGGCAAUGGGGUUAGCAAUCUUUCAGAAACCUUCAAUGAAGAGACAUUAAAGAAGAAUGUUAAUUCUGGUUCUUGUUCCACAAAUACUGCCUGAUCAGUGUGUGUUUUUAUUUCAGACUUCCAGCACCCACUUGUUUUCCUUUGGUAUUUGUGCAAAAUAGCUGCUGAUCUGUUUUCACUCACUGUGCGCCACUGCCAAAGACCAGUUUCACCCCCUUUUCCUCCCUCUCAUGAUUUAAGAUCAAUUGCUAAUUACCCAAUAUUCAAACAGAACAGACACAAAUAUUGAUAGAGCCUGUAAAAGGAAAAUCAGCCGAGCUGUGAACCCAACUGCUGAAUCACAGCAGCCUGUUUUGUGCUUCCACCAUUGACCACUUUCACCUCCACUGUAUUCCUAACCCAGUUAUUUUGUCCUUUUCGCGCUUUCAUUUAAAAUUUGAUGCAAAAUUUUCAUUACACAAGACGUUGAGCAGCUGCCGUAAACAGAUGUAAUUGUAAUUCAGUACCUUAGCUUUCAGUGCCUUAGAAAUAUAAGAUACUGUCAACAACGACAUCAAUGUACAUGAUGUAAAUAUUGCCAAAAAAAAUACAGAGGCCAAAUAUUUUCUGUACUCGGUUCACAUUGCUUUUAAUUAGAAUUUUAGUUCCUGUUGCUGUCUAAUUUUCCUCAAUUUGGAGUUUUGUUUUGCUGUUUGAUCAGUUCAUGAACUGUUUUGAUCAA
Molecule: messenger RNA, 11185 nt
Organism: Pristis pectinata (smalltooth sawfish)
Lineage: Eukaryota; Metazoa; Chordata; Chondrichthyes; Rhinopristiformes; Pristidae
Gene: parp8
Product: poly (ADP-ribose) polymerase family, member 8
Exons: 26
Coding region: 41-2593 (850 amino acids)
Biological process (GO): endoplasmic reticulum unfolded protein response
Cellular component (GO): intracellular anatomical structure; endoplasmic reticulum tubular network; membrane
Molecular function (GO): NAD+ poly-ADP-ribosyltransferase activity; kinase binding; protein serine/threonine kinase activator activity
Source: RefSeq, a predicted model, not a curated record